Molecule: messenger RNA, 4138 nt
Organism: Bolinopsis microptera
Lineage: Eukaryota; Metazoa; Ctenophora; Tentaculata; Lobata; Bolinopsidae
Product: PAN2-PAN3 deadenylation complex subunit pan3-like
Exons: 1
Coding region: 38-1642 (534 amino acids)
Biological process (GO): nuclear-transcribed mRNA poly(A) tail shortening; protein phosphorylation; mRNA processing
Cellular component (GO): P-body; PAN complex
Molecular function (GO): poly(A) binding; ATP binding; protein kinase activity
Source: RefSeq, a predicted model, not a curated record
AACUAAACUCAUUAUAUCAGGAUGUAUUCAGAACACCAUGGCUGCGAUCUGUCCUAAGUACCUCGAACACGGUUUCUGUAUCCACGGUUCCUCCUGCACCCUCCAGCACAUAGACAAGCCACCCACACCCACCGCGCUUCAGAUGAACGGAAACAUGUUGAAAACAUCCUUCGGUAACCUAACUCUAGAUGACAUAUCCUCGACUCCCAGUUUCAUACCUGCCUCACAUCACGUGAUACGGAGUGAGCCAGUCCAGGCUCCUCUCCAAGCUCCUCUCAUGCCUCCUCCAACUCACAUGGAGUAUUACCUUCCCUCCACGCGCAUGGACAUGCCCACGCGCGCCUUUAUACCCACCCCGCCUCAUUUAGAGAAACCAAGCGCAGAUAACAGCACAGGCAGUGAACUAUGUGAUAUGUUAAUGUACCAACAAAGUAUUACGUCUCUCUAUAUUGAGAGUAAGUUGCCAGAUGUGGAGAAGUAUUACGCGCUCCACCCGUUGGAGCCCGAGCACCCGACAGUGGAACCUCAGGGUAACAUGUAUACGUUUUCCUAUCCUAGUGUUUGUUACCGGGCUUACAGCAGCGUAGAUGGGUGUGUUUAUACGUUACAUCGCUACAAAAACUGUCAAAUUAACACUUUAGAAACGAAGAAGAUCCUAGAUCGGUGGCGCGCAAUCAGCCACCCUAACAUCGUCACUGUACAUGAGGCUUUCCCAACCAAACAGUUCGGCGACAAUUCAUUUGUUGUUGUGUAUGAUUUUUGUGCUGGCGCCAGAAACUUCAAACAGCUACAUUUUCAGAAGGAACAAGGUUUUCUUGAUGAGUCUCUGUUAUGGAAUUAUAUCAUACAGUUAACAUCUGCUAUACGGACAGUGCACGCUAAUAAACUUUCUUGCAGGAUGAUUAAUCCAUCUAAAAUUAUAGUAACAGCUAGAAAUAGGCUGAGGUUAAAUUGUCUGGGUGUCAUGGAUUUGUUGAUGGGCUCCGUCCUAGAUGACCCAUCCAAACCAUUUGUAGUCCAACACCAACAACAAGAAGAUAUAGUGGAGCUGGGCAAGCUUAUCGUUUGUAUUUCCUGUAAUUCCAUCUCGGCUAUCCACCAAUCAAACCUCUCCAAAUCCUCAGACGUCAUAUCAUCCACAUACACGGCAGAUGUCCGAACAUUACUCCAACAUUUGCUCAACAAGUCGCCUCAACCAAGGAAAAUCAAUGAUUUGAUGCCGAUGAUUGGCGCUCGGUUUUACACACACAUCGAGCGAUUACGGGUUGAAAACGAUACCACCCAAAACGAGUUAAUGAAGGAGCUAGAAAACGGGAGACUAUUUCGGGUAUUGUGUAAGAUAAACUCAGUUCUAGACCGGCCCGAACACAUGUUGGAUCCCGGAUGGUGUGAAACUGGCGAGCGUUACAUUCUCAAACUCUUCCGAAACUACAUGUUUCACAAGGUGGAUGAGUUGGGCGCGCCCUGGAUUGAUCUCCCGCAUCUUCUAAUGUGUUUGAAUAAACUUGAUGCAGGCUCGCUUGAACAACUUAUGCUCACCUCGCCUCACGAGCAGAGUGUUAUUAUUUGUACUUACAAGGACAUCAAAAAUAACUUCGAUAAGUGUUUUAAUGAGAUUUUCCUGAUGCAGGGUAAUUUGUAAGGUAGGGUGAGAUGUGACGUCAUGCCACGUGGUGUGACGUCAUGCCACGUGGUGUGACGUCAUGCCACGUGGUGUGACGUCAUGCCACGUGGUGUGGUGUUCCGGCGUCACAAGGACACAGCACAGCCAGAAAAUUUGGUUUUUAGCCGGUAAAACUGGUGUUGUUCUCUCGCCCGAUUGGUUAUAUAUAUUUGAGAAUUGAGAUUGCCAAGUUUAACGCGUGAGCAAAUUCUGCAAGAUUUAUUGAUAUUGUGCCAUGAGCAUGUUAUGAUCUGUAAUACUUCAUUGAUAAUUGAAAGUUAAGACCGGGUUGGUGAACAUUGAAAAUUUGUUUGAAUUCUUUUUAAUCAGAGGUGAUCGAAAAUUUGUAAGAGCAUGUCCUAUUUUUAGAUUUUUAGUAAUUUUAUAGUAGCUGCCUCGGGUAUUUAAAGUUGUAUAGGACAGUGUUUCUGACUUAGGGGUCGUUCACAUAUUACGUUAUCAGCCGAGGGGGAGGGGGGGUUUCUAAAUAAUUAUGCUAGUGUAAUUUUUACACAAUAGCUAUGUGUAAAAUUGAUUGCGGAGGGGGGAGGGGAGUUCAAAAUGGGCCAAAAAGUGAUUACGUAAUAUGUGAACGACCUCUUGGGUAUUUAACGUUGUAUAGGACAAUGUUUCUGACUUAUCUUCGACAACAACAUGCUACAAUAAUUUGUAUGGGAAUGUUUCAUUUUCACCUUAACAUUUUUUUGAAAAAAUCUUUAUUACCGGUACAUAAAAACUGGUACAUACAUAACUAAAAGCGAUGGAGAAUGUAAAAUUACACAUAAAAAUCCGAGUAUAUCCCGAUUAUAUAUAUAGUAUGAUUUACGAAAUUGUAGAGCAACAAUAUCCCACCAAUCAAACAUUAUUGAUAUAAUAAUGAAUUUGCUAUUCAUUGUUAAUUUGGAUUUUGAUAUCUUAAUAAUAUGUUAAUAAGGGUACCAAAUUCCAACCGCAGUUUUCUUCUCCUUUGAAUUAUUUUGUUGAUAUAUAUAAUGCUCGAAUUUAUAUAAUAUAAAUUUUCAUAACUUUUAUCUUCAACAAGUUGAUUGAUCAGUUACUUUUACUUUUUGACUUGUAGUAUUUGUUACGAUGUUUUAAACGCGAUAUCAUUACGCAGAACCCUGUAACUGCAAUAUAAUUGUAUUCCUUAAUUUUUUUUUCUAGCGCGGUAUGAAUUUUAAUUAGGGUUUGAUUUUUGGACCGUUUGUAAUGGUUCUUGUCAAUGCUUAUUUUGAUAUCAAUGCUGUAAGGGAUAGUGUAAUCACUUCAAGGACGUUAAAUUUUUGUGAUGCAACUUUGAAUUCUUAUCGAAACUUCUUGAAUAUUCUACAUUUUUCUUGCCCUACAUAUUUCCCCCUAAGAUAAGUUACAACCUUGAAAAUUGAAACCUUCAGCUUGAAAGAUGCAAACGAUAAUUUCCUAAAGAAAGAGGCAGCAUUUAGGAAAUAACGCUCACCUAAUUACCUAAUUUAAGAAAUAAUGCUCACCUAAUUAAUUACCCAAUUACGCUCACCUAAUAAUGGAUCUAAAUUGUAUUAUGUGUUUAAUGAUGAUGUGUAUACUGUAUAGCUUGAAAGUCGAAUAAUUUCAUAUUUUGUUUUUGAGUUAAGAAGUACUUUAAAUCAUGUUUAAAACUUCAUGUUAUAGAAAAGUGGGCCCUUGAAAUUAGAGAGCGUUCACAAAUUAUUUAUCUCUCGAACAAGGGGAUUCCAAAAUGUAACGGAAUGUUCGGGAAGUCUAGAGAGGGUGUGGUCCUACAACCUUACUUAGGCCGGACGUUACAAAUACCUUGCUUCUGCGAGUGCAGUUUUACAAUAUCAGCAAUAUUGCAAGUCAUCAUUUAGUAUGUAUGGCAUUGAGCCAGGAUUUUAGGGCAGUUAAAUCUAAUUCGUUAUUUAUUUGGUAGUUACGGUUAAAUGCUUAACUCCAUCGAGUAUGAUUGAACACUGGCGCGCACAAAAUGACUUUCUAAAACAGGACCUAAAGGGAGGGUCAAUUUUAUGCAAUAUCUGAUAGAACUGACAGUAAUGACACAAUUACAGUCGUUAAUGUGAUCUUUUGCACAAAGGUUAUGAAAUCUAUAGUGUGGAUCGUAUCGCAAUUUACAAAGGGUGGGGUUAACCAAACUAUCGAGGUGGCAUUUGUGAACGCUCCCUCAAGAGUAAAUCCCAACUUUCUCCACGGCCCCCUACAAAACCUUUAUCCUUCCACAAAUACCUGCCACGUCACAAAUUUUGAUUUAAAGUACUCUUUAAGAUAAUUUUCCGUAGUUAUUGAGCUACAAACUGACUGCAAAUAAGUUUGGUACCUUUUUAUUGAAUUUUGUGAGUGAACGAAAGAAAGAAAGAGAGAGAGAGAGAGAGGCAAUGAAGUAUGUGAUUAUCAGUUUUUGGUCACCAAUUGGCGAUGAAUUUAGUUUGAUGGGUUCCAAUUUAAAGAGGUGUUUAACCAUCUUAAUAAUAUUUCAAAACUUAA